Messenger RNA from Poecilia latipinna (sailfin molly), 6334 nucleotides. RefSeq names its product clavesin 2 (gene clvs2). Gene Ontology annotation, biological process: lysosome organization. Bases 835 to 1836 code for a protein of 333 amino acids. The record is from RefSeq and is a predicted model, not a curated record. Gene Ontology annotation, molecular function: phosphatidylinositol bisphosphate binding. Gene Ontology annotation, cellular component: endosome; membrane; trans-Golgi network. The transcript has 5 exons. Lineage: Eukaryota; Metazoa; Chordata; Actinopteri; Cyprinodontiformes; Poeciliidae.
CCCUUCCAUCCCCCCCCGCCGGUGGUAUCCACACACCGAGCAGAGACUCUGGAUGUCAGUCACUUUCCCAGCGAACAGACGGUAAUCCCCCACCUCAUCCACCCCACCCCUCUCCAAACAGCAGCAACCGGAGGCAGGAGGGGGGCAAAACCUCACGGGACACCUGUACACUACCGGACGCCUCCCCUUCUGUUGCCUUUCACUUUCACUCCCAGAAUAAGCGGCGGAUUUACGCUUUGAACAGCGGAUUCAUCCAGCAGCAGCAGCUCGCAGGAGGUCCGCGGAUGGAGACGCGCUUUGAAGGCGGAGGUCUGCUGGUGUUCACGUAGCAGCGGCUGCAGGGUCGUGCCGCAUUGUCCGGCCGCUUCGAGCGACGCUCGGGGAGACGGGGAUGCUGCCGUCGUCAGUGAGUCACAGAUCGGGAGAGAAAGCGCGGAGCGGCUUUGACAUGGAGGCGAGCGGCUGUCGCUCAGGCCACCCGGAUCAGCAGCAGGUUGGUGCAGCCUGAAGCCCCGGCGGACGUCGCUUCGUCAUCUGCACGCUGGGAAAUUCUAAUAAAGUUCAAAUCUUGUUAAAAUAAACAACAACAAAAAAAAAAACAAUGAUUGUGUGCGUAAAAGUGAGUGGCCCAUAUGUAGAAAAUGCAUCACAGAAUGAGAGCAGCGGCGGCGUCUGUGGCAGUUCAGGGUGGAUUACGUGUUCAGAGCAGCAGGCCUCCAUCUGAAGUCAGCCACUGAUCACUAAACGCUCUCCGUCCACUUCCCUGCCCUGUUGCUAACCGAUUCCUCAGCUGGUUGGCCGGAACCCCCCGCGGAGGGACAGCUGUUGCAAACGAUGACUCACCUGCAGGCUGGCCUCUCUCCGGAGACCCUGGAGAAGGCCAAGGUGGAGCUGAAGGAAAACCCGGAGACUCUCCACCAGGACAUCCAGGAGGUCCGGGACAUGAUCAUCACCCGGCCGGACAUCGGCUUCCUCAGGACAGACGACGCCUUCAUCCUCAGAUUCCUCAGGGCGAGGAAAUUCAACCACUUUGAGGCGUUUCGGCUGCUGGCACAGUACUUCGAGUACCGGCAGCAGAACCUGGACAUGUUCAAGAACCUGAAGGCCACCGACCCGGGCAUCAAGCAGGCUCUGAAGGACGGCUUCCCGGGAGUCCUGUCCAAUCUGGACAAAUACGGCAGGAAGAUCCUGGUCCUGUUUGCAGCCAACUGGGACCAGAGCAGAUACACAUUUGUGGACAUCCUGCGAGCCAUCCUGCUGUCUCUGGAGUCCAUGAUCGAAGACCCGGAGCUGCAGGUGAACGGCUUCAUCCUCAUCAUCGACUGGAGCAACUUCACCUUCAAGCAGGCCUCCAAGCUGACCCCCAGCAUGCUGCGGCUGGCCAUCGAGGGGCUGCAGGACAGUUUUCCUGCGAGAUUCGGAGGGAUCCACUUUGUGAACCAGCCCUGGUACAUCCACGCCCUCUACACGGUCAUCCGACCCUUCCUCAAAGACAAGACCAGGAAAAGGAUUUUCAUGCACGGUAACAACCUGAACAGCCUCCACCAGCUGAUCCACCCGGAGAUCCUGCCGUCAGAGCUGGGUGGGAUGAUGCCGCCGUACGAUAUGGGGACGUGGGCGCGCACGCUGCUGGACCACGCCUACGAUGAGGAGACAGACUACUGCCCAGAGUCCUACACUCUGUCGGUGCAAGACCUGGAGAGAGACCUGGAGAAAAACAUGUCCCCAAAAACCAUGAAGAGGUCUCAGUCGGUGGUGGAGCCAGGAGUCCUGAAGAGACCAGACAAAGUGAAGAGUGAAGAAGACAACCUGCAGCCGCUGCUGUCGUUGGACUAAACGCCCAGAGUUACAGCGGAGAAGCAGAAAUAGAUCAGUAUUUCAAUUUCUAAAAACGUACCUGUGCACAUACUGGAAGCGACUCUCGUCCUGCAGAAAGACGUUCCUUCAAACUUUACGGAAAGCAGCAGGGACACGUCCAGAAACCGACGAGCUUCUGAUGGUCCUCUAUACAGUAUAUUUAUUUAUGUAGUUUCAUGUCAAGUGCCAAUUCCAGAAACUGUAAAUAUGAAGUCUUUAAACAAUCCAGAGCGGAGCAGGAAGGCUGGUCUUAAGGCCGAGCGGCGCUGCGGAGGGAUGACUGGAGGUAACGGUUCCCACGGUUACUACAGGAGGACGGAUGUGUGAAAACUGCAAACAUAUUUCAAAGAGGACUUCAGACCACAGCAGCAGGCUUUUUUAUAUCUUUGUGAAGAAAAAUCUCUGGACACGGACAAGAAGGGGGCCGCAGAAAAACAGACACUGCUUGUUUUCUUGUAAGAUUUUUCCGAUGACAAUAAUGUCUAAAAUUUCCGUCUCUCUCCAGUUAUCUUUUGGAAAAGCAAACCUCCCUUUACGGUAAGAGUUGUCUCUAUGGAUCAUCGGCUUUUUUCCCCCUUCAGCCAUUUUCUCUCCGUCUGACCCAGAUGUCACAGAAAACUGCUCCGCUCCACCAUUAGAAGACCCACAGAGCUGCAGGCUCUCUUCCUCAGAAGAAGCCGUAUUUUCAGAACCUAAUGGGUGUAGCCACUAAAAACAGGGCUAAAUAUAAUUUUAUAAAAGCAAAGUUCUUUUGCUUUGUGGCACUUUUUGUGUUGCAAGGUGGGAAAUGUUUGGGUGAUGAUGUUCAUCCAAAAAAACUAAAUAAAUCACUGAGUAGCUGCAGUUUAACUUUCACUUCAGGGUAAAGGCUUUUUCACUAUGUAAGAUUUAUAGAUAUAGAUGUUAUAGAGAGCACCAUUUCUUUUGCUUGUGCAGGAAACCACAUGUACAUAAUGCAGCAAAUGGCUCUGCAGGUUUAUUGGCUCAUGUUAAAAAAACUAACUAUUUAUUCUUUUCUGUUUAAAAUCACAGCAUUAAAGUCAAAAUUCUGACAAAUAAAAGUAAAAGUAAUAAUAAUUCUAAGAAAAAAACAAUCAUCCAUUAAUUUUUUCAUAUGCAGAAACUCAAAAUGUCCCCAAAAUAUCCAAAUGAAGUCUGGAUGUUUGGUUUUUAACGCUGCUGACAGCAGCUCUCCUCUCGGUCCUUUGCAGACCUGCAGACAUUCCAAACUGCAAUAAUGUCUCUCAUUAGAAAACGUAGAUUAUAGACACAGACAGUAUUAAAAGAUUUAUGUCAGAAUUUUCUUUUUUUAUGUAAACACAAUGAGAGGAAAACUUCAACAUAUUCCAAACAGUUUGGACAUUUAUUUUCUGUAAAAAGACCUUUAAGUACUUAGAGUUUAGGUUAAAUUUUAUAUUUAGAGUACAGAUGUUAUAAUUAGUGAGAUUUGUUAUUUACUGCAUAGAUAAGAUAGAAGCUUUAACUCAGCAUUUGCUCCACCCUGUUUUAUUUUUAGAGUUUAUUGAAAUGCAUCCGGCUCCAUCUGACGGCUGUUACAGUUUUUCCACAUCAGGCGAAUGAAGUGCAAAUCUUCGACCAGUGAAUGUCAGCAGCCGGGCGGGUCCAGUGCGGCCGGGUGGGUCCAGUGCGGCCGGGCGGGUCCAGUGCGGCCGGGUGGGUCCAGUGCGGCCGGGCGGGUCCAGUCCGCUCGGAGGCAGAGAGCGUCCGGCUGAACGCGGAGCGACAGCUGGGAUGUCCAGCCGUCAGUCGCUGCUCAGCUCAGCCCCACUGAGAGCAGCCAGGCCUCCUGGUCUGCUGGUGAAGCUGCAGAUAAAAACCAGCCUCUGAGGCUCUCAGCUUCAUUCACAGAAUAUAUGAUCAGUUUGUCCCUCUGAGCAAAAAGCUGCUCAAAAUUCAUAAUAAUUUGACUCUGACGGUUCCUGCAUUAAAAAUAUCUGACACUGUAAUUUUCACAAUGAAACUUAUUUGUACUUAUUGCAUAAAAUUGCGCAAAUUUGAGAUUAUAAUUUUCUUUCUGGUCCAUUUGAGCAAGUGUGAGGGUAAUAUGCAGCAUACUGCAUCAAUUACUAUUAAUUGAUGCAAAGAUUUACAGUAAGUCUAAAAGUUUCAAAUCUUUUUAACGCUAAACUGUCUUCAAAUUCCUGUAAAAAAAAUUUAUUUGUAAUUUCUUCCCCUAAAUAUAAAGUCCUCGAUUACAUGUUGGAUUAUUAAUUUUCCUCUACAGAAUCCCAAUCAUUGCCACUUAGAGGUACUAAAACUUUGCAGCUGCAGCAGCCAAUACAGUCCUGCUUUCACCAUAAAUGUAUUUACAGAAAGUAAAUACAUUUUGGAAACCAUUUUCAUGACGUCAGGAAGCCAUUUUUAAAAAUUAGUCAUGCUAAAUUUGGCUGCCUGGAUUACUAAGUGUGGCUGAAAUAUAAUAAUAGAAACUAAGCUAACAAUGAGGAUCAGGCUAAGUUUAGAUACAAAUACUGAUCAUUUAGAUAUUUUUGAUCUGGACUUCAAUCUUCAUGCUUCCAAACUAAUUGGUUCAUCCACUUUUUAAAAGAUAAUAUUUUGAAAUUGACCUUUUUUGGUGACCAGGACAGUUUGAAAUGAAUUCAAGGAACAUUUUAAACCUACACAGUUAACACUUAUUUCAUUAGUUGUUCUAGUAAAAAUAUUUUGUGAAAACAGACAAUUUAUUAUCAGAUGUUGUUUAAUUAUCCAGCCAAAUAUAUUCUGGUUUAAAGAGAGGAACACUGUUGUUGUUUUUUGUUAAUAUUAGUCUAGUUUAAGAUUUUAUUUGUCAGUUUUUGUUUGCAAAAAAAAAAGAUAAUCUCCAAAUGAACCAGAUCCACUAAAGGGCAAAAUUUGAAUCUGAGGAAAUGUAACAAUCCUUUACAGAAGCUUCCAGGUGCUUAGACUUUACUUUCUGUGCAUAAACAAAAACCUUGGAUGUAUUUUUUUUAAGGUUAUCAAACAGGAUGGCGGGGGUCAGAGGUCAGGAGGUGUAAAGACAAACAGGGACACACACUCACACACUCACACAGCCACUGUAGAUGCUUCCAGUUGUUGGGAUUAAACGUUUACAUGAAGUGAACAUGUACACUGCUUGAAUAUCGCUCCACUCCGUGACUCAGAGCCUCCUGCUGCUCCACCGAAGGGUUAAAGUGACACAAGUGAAUUUCACUGGUUGUUUUGUGUGACAGUAUUUAACAGAUGGUUAUACAGAAGAUCUUUAAUUUUACAACAAAACGUUCUUUUCUGGUAAUUCUUCACUGAACACUUAGUAUUUUUUUAUGUUUAUUUUGUCAGUAUUUUUAUGGAAAUUGCUAAUGUUUAUUAUACAAAUGUCAGAUGUGUGCUUUUUAAACUGUAAGCAGUCUGAAAUAAGUUUCAUAUUUAAGAAAUUCAGCAUUUUGAAUGUUUUUCUACAUGAUGUUUUGUCUUUCUUUCCAAAGUUUUCAUCAGAAUUUUAAACCUUAAAUGAGAAUAAAAAUCUAAAAACCACCUUAGAUGCCAUCCUGGAGGUUCACAGGUCUUCAUACACAUUUACCAAAACAUUUUAACCAAAAUUUUAGAUUUUUACAAUACAGGAUGUCAUGAAAAAUAACAGCAGUCUUUAAAAAGUUACAUAUAGCUGGAGGUUUACGGCGUGAUGUAACCUUUAAUGACUUAUUGCGUAAACAAACUCAUUCACACAAUUGCAAAAUUAUUGAUAUUCCAUAAAGACACAAAGUUUUGAGUACGUUUGUAAUGCAGCUGUUUGUAAAACACAGGAACCUCCAUGAUGGUAACUGGUGUGGUUUGCAGUUUAUUUGGUAAUGAAACGGCACAUCUUUUUUUUUUACUCAGUUUGUUUUCGGUUUGUUUCCAGUAAAUGCUCCCAGCUUUCAUGAACCUGAGCUGAAUAACUUUUCACUGAUUUCAUCGUUUUUCUCUAUUUAAAGCUUCCAGCAGUGACAACUCCCUGCAUCCAACCUGCUUAAUGAAGAUUUGGAUUCAUUAAUCUGUUUUUAUCUCUUCUGCUCUCCAUCACGCUCUUGUUAUUCAGUAUUUUGUAAUAAUCGAUAGUCUGUAGGCGGUUUAAUUCUCACUGACUUUGAAUUGUGUCAUGUCUCUGCCAAAGCCGCUUGUUCCACUGAGAAUCUAAUGUAUUGUUUCUGAUCAUUAAGUAUUUGUGCACUGAUGACAUUGAAUGAUCUUUUCUUACUGAUUGGUAAUUUCUUGAGGAGAAAAGAAAUGAAUGCAUAAUUUUGAGUUUACUCACUUCUUCUUUUCUCACAGUUUUCUGAUUGUAUAGUUGCAGUAGGAAGACGACACUGAAGCAGAAAUGUGAAGUUAUUAUGAAAGCCAGUAUAUUAUAGGAGCAAAAACUGUCCAGUUAGCAGGUGUUCUAUGUGUAAAUGUCCUCUAAGACAAUUUGCUGAAAUGUAAAAUGAUCAAAAUAAAUAUGGACAUGCAGAUUUUCUCA